GGCUGGGCUACCAUUGACUACCACAGGUUAUUGUUGACCUACAACAGCACCAUGCAGUGGACAAGACAAAUGAGUAACCUGGUCCUGGCGGUGUACGGCAUUACACUGAUUACAGGCCUUCCUGCCAACCUGCUGGCCCUCUACACCUUCGUCCGAAAGGUGAAGCAGAAUGCCACGCCAAUCGAUGUGCUCCUCCUCAGUCUCACCAUCUCAGAUCUGAUCUUCCUCUUCUUCCUCCCCUUCCGCAUGAAAGAGGCAGCUGACAUGAAAUGGACAUUGCCCUACUUCCUCUGCCCACUUUCAGGAUUUAUCUUCUACAGCACCAUCUACAACAGCACCUUCCUCUUGACAGCUAUCAGCGUGGAGCGCUACCUCGGAGUGGCCUUUCCCAUCAGGUACAAACUCAAGAGGCGUCCUCGCAAUGCCGUGAUAGCCAGCAUCAUAUUCGGGGUGGUUUCCAUGGCGCACUGCAGUAUUGUCUACAUCAUGCAGUACUAUGACCACGGCAAUGGUACCAUCAUUGAUCCGUCAAAGCGGAACGUCUGCUACGAGAACUUCAGCCAUGAACAGUUGAAAGUCCUCAUGCCCGUCCGCCUGGAACUGUUCCUGGUACUUUUCUGCAUCCCUUUCAUCAUUUGCUGCUUCUGCUACAUCAACUUCAUCCACAUCCUCUCCCGUCUACCUAACAUCAGUCCCAAGAAGCGUUUCAGGGCGAUUGGGCUCGCUCUUGGCACCCUACUUGUCUUUAUCAUCUGCUUCAUGCCCUACAACUUGUCCCAUGUGGUGGGUUUCAUUGCUUGGUCCAGUCCAGAUUGGAGAGUGUACGCAUUGCUCACCAGCACCUUUAACGCCUGUAUGGACCCCUUCAUCUUCUAUUUCUCCUCUUCAGCACUCCGGGGGACAUUUAAACACUGCUUGAAAGGACUCGUGAAACGACUGCAUCUGUCUUGCUGCCGCAGAACUUUCAGCUGGCCCCAGUUAAACUGCUCUAUGGUCGAGGAGAGCACACAAAGCUCCAAUGACAGUUCUCGCUAGAAUUGGUAGCAAAGUCCAGGACUAUGGAUAAGUACAGACUUUUGGUGGCUGAUUGACACUGUGAACGUUAAAGAGAAAGCUUGUCCAUAUCCAGGCACUGUCCACAGAUACUGAAGCAAGUCCAAUGCACAUGGCCAGUAGACUUUUGACACAUUUUCAUACGCAAUCAUGUUACGGUGUAACUUCCCAUAAAGGGCACGUCGAAAAUGUGGAAUGUGGCCUUUGUUUGCAUGUCACAGGCUGUGGUACUGACUGCCCUUAGCGCUUGAUAGAGGAGAAGUGCUCUCCUUUCAAUGAACUCGGUUCAGGGAUUCGCAAGCGGACCCUUGCGUUCAGCUCAAAAUGGCAUUUCAUGGUCACACACCACAGAAUGUGAUGAAAAGCUCGCUGUCAGUGUGGGCCGGGCAUUAGCAUAGAAUUCUUUACAGGUUCUCCGGUCUCAUGGACAAGUUCAACAACGUCUUGACUUUUUGAGAUAAUGUGUACUGAGUUUUAUUCAUUCAUAAGCUGUUGUAUAAUAUUCUUUACUGUAGCAUAUGGAUAUUUUACUAAUGAACUAUGUUCCUUUGUUACCUUUUAUGGAAAAAAAAAGGGUGUUUGUACUGCCAGUGCUGUCAGAGACCACCCUUCAUUUAUUUCACUUCUAGUCAAGAGAGCCAUAAGGUACAGCAGAUGCAUCUGAAGAGAUUAGAUAUAAGAUAAUCCAUUUGUGAAAGGAAGGAGAAAGCCACAUGAAAAUAAAAAGAGAUUAA
Messenger RNA from Pygocentrus nattereri (red-bellied piranha), 1787 nucleotides. RefSeq names its product free fatty acid receptor 2-like. The transcript is spliced from 2 exons. The record is from RefSeq and is a predicted model, not a curated record. Gene Ontology annotation, molecular function: G protein-coupled receptor activity. Gene Ontology annotation, cellular component: plasma membrane. Gene Ontology annotation, biological process: cellular response to fatty acid; G protein-coupled receptor signaling pathway. Lineage: Eukaryota; Metazoa; Chordata; Actinopteri; Characiformes; Serrasalmidae. The coding region runs from base 52 to 1035 and encodes 327 amino acids.